AUGGAUGGUAAAGGCUGGUCUGCUUCCAAAACCGGUGUCAUGUUUAUCCCAAUCGGCGGUGGGGUUAUUCUUGCCACCCUCGCUGCUCCAUUUUUUAACAAGGAUUACAACAAAAGGGCUCAACUGUACAGAGACAGAGGAGAGUUGCCACCAGCUGAGUUGAGAUUGAUUCCAAUGAUGAUCUCUUGUUGGUUCGUUCCAGCUGGUCUAUUUGCAUUUGCUUGGUCUUCCUACAGUUGGUUGUCUUGGGCAGGUCCAUGCUUUUCUGGUUUGGCCGUUGGUUUCGGAUUUUGUUGUUUGUACAACCCUGCAAAUAACUACAUCGUGGACUCGUACCAGCAUUAUGCUGCAAGUGCUUUAGCGGCAAAGACUUUUGUUAGGUCUGUUUGGGGUGCUUGUGUCCCAUUGUUCACCAUCCAAAUGUACCAUCGGUUAGGUUAUGAAUGGGCCAGUUCAUUAAUGGCUUUUAUCUCAUUGGCUUGCUGUCUCAUUCCUUACUUGUUCUUCUUUUAUGGAGCAAGAAUUAGAGCAUACUCUAAAUAUGCUUAUUCCCCAGGAAUGGAAAAUAAAUAG
Messenger RNA from Lodderomyces theae, 573 nucleotides. RefSeq lists its product as uncharacterized. NCBI's taxonomy places the organism in Eukaryota, Fungi, Ascomycota, Pichiomycetes, Serinales, Debaryomycetaceae. Bases 1 to 573 code for a protein of 190 amino acids. The record is from RefSeq and is a predicted model, not a curated record. Gene Ontology annotation, molecular function: transmembrane transporter activity. Gene Ontology annotation, biological process: transmembrane transport. The transcript has a single exon.